Messenger RNA from Rhagoletis pomonella (apple maggot), 1612 nucleotides. RefSeq lists its product as uncharacterized. The transcript is spliced from 3 exons. The annotation marks the transcript as partial. The record is from RefSeq and is a predicted model, not a curated record. Lineage: Eukaryota; Metazoa; Arthropoda; Insecta; Diptera; Tephritidae.
AUACAUUCAAAUUCGUGGUAAACGACACACCGUCAGCUGUACGGAAGACCUGUCAAUACAGCAUCAUUCCGGCGAGACUUGUCCCGUGUGUGGUGUUUAUGAACCGCCUAUAGUGCCACAAAUGCCUACCAUUAUGUCACAGCAGUCGACUGGCGCUGGAGCAACAGGUGGUGGUGGUGGUGGUAUUCGCACAAGACGUACCGGCCUGCUGACUGUAACAGAACGACCGCCAGUGAUAAGUCCUGAGCUUAUACGCGAGGUGGAAUCGCGCAUGAAUCGCAAUUACUUGCCACCUGCUUUAAAAAUGCAGCAACAUCAAUCACAUCCGCACCAGCAUAGCGCAACGAAUCCCACGCUCAGCCAAUCCCCUCCCACUGGCGCCUUUGCGCCUUACCAUUCGUCAUCGAGCGCCAAUAUUUUGCCUACCCAGGCAUUAGCAAAUGCAGCCAUGACGGCACAAGGUCCUCCUAACGCUUCUGGAAAUAGUAGGCGUGUUCAUUUCAAAUCCACCAACAAGCUGCCAACCGUGCAAGAAGUUGGACGCUACAGCCCCGUAAGGCGCGCAUCCGAAGGAUCGAAAGCACAAUUCCAAGGACCAUUACAAGAGUGUCAGUAUCUGCAAAAAGUAUCAGCACAACGUAAUUUUUUGGUUGCACCAACACCGCCACUUUCAGAUAAUUCAAUUAGUUUACCUGGUAAGCUUUACAAAAAAAAAUCAGAAUAGCAAUAUUUUAACUUGAUUCAAACAUACCUAAUUCCUGUCGUAAUCCUCAACUUGUUUAUAGAUUUUUUUUUUUUAAUUGUGCUAGGCAUCUUAGAUUGAAGGGAAAUAUUUGCAGUUGUCCAGCCAUUACCUACUAAUUAUUUAAUAGUUCUACAGGACUUGUGUUCAAUGGAGAGCGUUCCGGAGCAACGUACAAGCUGCAGUCUCCUUGAGAUAAAUCUUGAGCCAUAUUUUCCUAAAACCUUCCUAUAUUUUUAUUGGCGCUAUAAGCGCUUAAGUAGAGCUAUAUGAGACCUUGCUAGGGAUUAAACAACUCGGAGAGUUAGUUUCAUAGGGAUAUAUACUGCUAAAAGCGAAUUUAAAAUCGAGAAGGAGGAAAUUUAAACUCUAAUUGUCAGUUUGGGUCGAGACAAAAAACUUUGCCAAUUUCCUCUCUGCUUUGAAAAAUUGAGUUAGUUGUCCAUCUCGAGUGGUGAUAAGUUCUUUUGCGCUUAGUCCUUCUAUUAUAUUUGUGGCCGUCCUUGCUUUCGUUGUCCGCCUAUAGGUGCCGAGUAGAAGUACCUUUACAAUGGUGCCUCCUCUAUACGCGAAUAAACCUGAAAAUUCAUAUAUAUGGGCUUUUAGACUCGCUGAACCCGAAUCCGAGGUCCGUUAACCUUUGUUUAUGUUGUCGCUAAAUCCGAAUAUGGGGAUCCCUUGGUUCUUCAAAGUCAUCUAGAUGUCAUGCCAAGGUCAAAUUCAGAAGAAGUAUAUUGAAUUUUCAGGUUUAUUCAAUGCAUUUUUUGCCCUACUUUACCCUAAAAUGACCUCGAACCUGACGUGAUGGAGGCUAACAGACCUCGGAUUUGCAUUCAUAACAUCGGUUGGUUCAAUAUGGAGACUUUUUUU